Messenger RNA from Procambarus clarkii (red swamp crayfish), 2441 nucleotides. RefSeq names its product regulation of nuclear pre-mRNA domain-containing protein 1B. NCBI's taxonomy places the organism in Eukaryota, Metazoa, Arthropoda, Malacostraca, Decapoda, Cambaridae. Gene Ontology annotation, biological process: mRNA 3'-end processing. The record is from RefSeq and is a predicted model, not a curated record. Gene Ontology annotation, molecular function: RNA polymerase II complex binding.
AAUACUGCACUGUGAAGGAGAGAAGUAUAGCUCUCCACCAGACCCUUGUAUACAUAUAUAAUGUAUACAUGACCCACCAGAAUGCAUUGGUGUAUUUCUAUAUCAAGAAGGACAAAAAUCUUUUGAUCCGAAGGUGUUCGAACAAGUUAUAAAUGCGACUUUAAUUGACUAAUGAGUGUCUCGGGUUGUCUCUUCGGAUAAAAAUAGGCAUUUGAUCAAUCGCGUGCUCUUGUAGUAAUGAAAUAUUAGGAGUUGUGUUAAUAAUUCUUGUUUUGUAUUGGGGUUGGAGUGAGUAUUAGUAAGAGUGUGUGCGGAGGAGUGCAGGGGUCGGGAGGCUGAUGACGUGGGUGUUGUGAGGCCUGCAGGAAGCGACCCAAACACUGCUACAGGGAAGAAGCCAUCGCUGUUUUCCUGGACGAGGGCGACAGCCAUGGCCAGUUUCAACGAGGAUGGGCUGAAGAAGAAGCUGGAUGACCUGAACAUGUCGCAGCAGUCCAUCCAGACGGUGUCGCUGUGGCUCAUCCACCACAAGAAGCACGCCCACACUGUUGUCAAUGUCUGGUAUAGGGAGCUGGUCACUGCAACUGAUUCUCGCAAACUGACAUUCAUGUACCUGGCAAAUGAUGUGAUACAAAACAGUAAGAAGAAAGGCCCAGAGUACAACAAGGAGUUUGGGAACAAACUGGGAAAAGUAUUUGAGCAUCUAGGUGGCCUACGCUUGGACGAAAAAUCUUUGAGGGGCCUCAACAGACUGUUGAACGUGUGGGAGGACCGAGUCGUAUUUGAUGCAGAUCAUAUCAAGACGUUCAAAAAAAAUCUAAAUAAAGGAAAACAGAAGGAGAACACUCCCAAAAAGCGAGAAAUAAGUGAUAAAGGAAAACAGAAGGAGAACACUCCCAAAAAGCGAGAAAUAAGUGGGAAAGUUGAUACGCCAGUUAGCAAAAAGCGACGCGACAGUACCAGUGAAGUGACGACACCCACAACACCUGAACCCAGGGAGCGUAAAGAGAGUGAAGGAGAGCUGAGUCAAUUUGCUGUGUCGCCCCAAUCCUCCACACCACCAUGCGAUCCUCCCGAGCCUGAGCAAUUGAUUGAGGCCCUCCAGGAAUUAGAAAAUGCAGCCACAUCCGAUGCUCUCAUCCGCGAGAAGAUUGCCAAUCUUCCUGAUGAAGUGUCAGAUGUAAACCUUCUUAAUAAACUGCAAGAUCUGGCUGCUGGACGAGCUCUGUGUGAAGAGGUAGAAGAGGCAUUAUCUAUGCUUGAGGCAUAUAACAAACGCCUGUCAGAGGAGAUGGAGGCAAGAAAAGCUGUGGCUCGCAUGCUGCAUGAUUACAUAGCUUACCAAAAGGAUUUGCUAGCACAAGCAGAGGAAACAUUAGAGGAACAUCGACAAAAACAGGGAAAAGUUAAAAAAGUGAGAGAAGAACUAAAGGCUCAUUUGCAAAAUUUGCCAGAUAUAUCCAAACUGCCGAGUAUUAGAAUGGGUGGGCUUGCUCCUCUACCAUCAGCAGGUGACCUAUUCACGUGAUCCACCCACACGCACGACUGAACUCGGCAGUGUUGUGAAUAUUGUGAUAUGAUUGGAUGAACUCUGGAAGGUAGGGAUAUUUUCCUAGUGGUCUGAGAACUCCAUCUUAGUAUCAGCAUUGCAGAGUUUGUCUCCGUGUGUUUAAUGAUCCAUCCUUGAAAAGGACCACAUACAUAUUUCUCGGGGACAAAGAAAACAGUAUGUAAUGUUUAAAUGUAACAAUGACCAUGGUCUGCAUAUUUUUUAUGUUAUUUGAAAAAAAAAAAACUCCUUUGCUACUUCACAGAAAAUGUGCGGUAACCACUCGAGGUAAAACUUUAUUUUUUAAGAUUUUCCUUCUUUCUGUAAUUUAAAAAACUGUGUGUAUAUAAAAACCAUAAAUUUAUAAAUAAAUUGUUCAUUAUUUACACAAAAUUAUGGAAACCAUGAAUGAUUUUUAAGCAUUCAAGAGACUUUAAAAUAUUUGUAUUCAAAAUGGUAGGUUUUGUUGUGUUUAAUUGCCUUAUUUUAUGUUUUGUUUGCAGCUUCCUGUGCAAUAUUUUGAGUGCCUCUUCAAAUUGACUUUAAACUCUACAAUGUUUGAUUAUCAAAGAAAGAUUCCUAUUAAAGAUGGCCAUUUUUAGGACCAAUUUAUUUAUACAGUAUUUUAUUUAGGGUUUGACUACAUAGUAUUGUAACAGUAACCAAGUACUGUACUGUAUUGCUGCUAUUUUCAGGGGUAACCACAGCAAGUUUUCUGCUGGAACCAGUUUUGAUUAAAAAAAAAAAAUUACAAAAUUAAAUAGCUCGCAUUAAUAUAGUAUUAGAUAAAUCAAUUCAAAUGAAUCAUUUGGAUACCUUAAGAGUUUGGUAAUACAGUGUGAAGUUGGAUUAUGGUUUGCUAUUGUUAGGGACAGGAAUCCUGUUAGGAUUA